Messenger RNA from Corythoichthys intestinalis (scribbled pipefish), 4458 nucleotides. RefSeq names its product MPL proto-oncogene, thrombopoietin receptor (gene mpl). Gene Ontology annotation, biological process: cytokine-mediated signaling pathway. Gene Ontology annotation, cellular component: external side of plasma membrane. Gene Ontology annotation, molecular function: protein binding; cytokine receptor activity. The record is from RefSeq and is a predicted model, not a curated record. Lineage: Eukaryota; Metazoa; Chordata; Actinopteri; Syngnathiformes; Syngnathidae. The coding region runs from base 752 to 2803 and encodes 683 amino acids. The transcript is spliced from 11 exons.
UUAUUCAGCAUGUUGUUGUCUAUUGUAUUUUUAUAUUAAAUUGCCUUUCAAGAUGACAUAUCUGUUCUAUGUGUUGGAUUUUAUCAAGUAAAUUUCCCCCAAAAAUGCAACUUAUAGUCUGGUGAGACUUUUGUAUGUUUUUUUUUCCUCUUCGUUGAGCAUUUUAUGGCUGGUGCGACUUAUACUCAGGUGCAACUUAUAGUCCGAAAAAUAAGGUAGAGGUAAUGUUUUCUCUCCACUUGAGGGCAGUCAUGCUCUUUGGACAGGUGAUGUUUCAAUCUUGUUCUAGUCUGAAUUAGAUGAUUUUUGUGUCAUUGUAUUUGUAUCUUUUUGGCAAAAUAUGGUCAUGUAAUGUACAGUAUAAUGAUAACAGUUCAUACAGAUUAAGUUAUGCUGAGAAAGAAAAUAGGCCAUCAUUUAAAAAAGACAUUGCAAGCAGUUACAAUGUAACUCAUUACUUGAGAAUUUAGUAUUUAGAAUUAAUGCUACUCUUCCUUGAGUAAAAUUUUUGGCUACUCUACCCACCUCUUGUCACAUACACACAAACACUUCCCAUUUGUCACAGUAGACCAGUCCUUUGGCCAACCCCCAACCCAACACCUCCACUGGUCCACCCCCAAUGUCCUUUAGCCAAAACACCGUUGACAUUAAAAGAAAAACCACAAUGCACAUAACAAGCAUGUGCUGGUUUCAUUGUGGUGUGGCUGAUAAUUCAAACUAACCUAAAUGUAUCAUAAUAUUAAAUGACGCAAUGAAGAUACCGUCUCGCUUGUGGAUCAAAAUACUUUCUUUGCUCUGGAUAUGGUGUGAGGUUGUGGCAGUCACUCAUCUUUCACAAGAUGGUAAGGAAAAUAUAACAUGCUUCUGUUUGAAAGCAAUAUUUAUUCUAGAAAAUCUAAACGUUCAUCACUGUUGCUCCUGGUUGACAGUAACAAUUUUGGGGGCAGAUAUUUCCCUCCUUCAGGAUGAAGACGACCCCAAAUGUUUCACAAAGACAGAAGAGGAUUUUACCUGUUUUUUUGAGACCACAGAUAAUGGGAUUUAUGAUAUGUUCUACAGCAUUGGCGAAUCAAGACAGUCUGGGGAUAAAAGAUGUGAUAUGUUGACCCAGAGGAAGAAAGAAGGAAUGUUUUUACACAUCUGCUCAUUUCCUUAUUUGGAUGUCAUCUCAUAUGUUGAUAUACACCUUCAUGUGGUGGAGCGCAAUGCCAACACCAGCAUCUACAGUCGCAUUGUCAGUGUGGAAGAUCACAUUCUCUUGAAUGCACCCUUAAAUGUUUCUUUACACCAUGAUGGCAAAGCUGGACAGUUACGGGUUAAAUGUUUCACAAAUGUGCCAAAAUACUGGGAGGAAAAGCUACGAUAUAGGAUCGGAUACACUUCCAAGGGACUUGAAGAAAGGAUAAAAGAGGGGAGUGGCAAAGGGGAUGACUCAUUAGUGUCUGUAGUGCCAGGCGAAGAGGUCCAAAUCAGGGUCGCUGUCAAGUGUGGAAAUAUUGAGAGUGCAGGGCACUGGAGCCAUUGGUCAAACCCUGUGAGGGAUGUGGCGCCACAAAGUGCAGAUGACAUCUCACUCAAAUGCUACACCUCGGAUCUUCAAAUGAUCACCUGUCGGUGGAACAGCAGCAAAUACAGCCAACCAAAUGCUUGCAGAUUUUUCAGUAAGAUUCAUAUCAGUGAGUCUUUGGGCUGGACUGAUUGGACAGAAUGUCUGCAUGAUGGGAACUUGACUGACCAGUGCAGUUUCCAGGGAGAUGAGUACAAAAAAGUCAAAGUCAAACUCACUAUUGCUGCCAUUCCGCUCACGAGGACAUUUUAUACCCAAGAGUUCCUUUUGAAAAACAUCAUCAAAACAUACCCUCCAGCUCAUCUGAGAGGAUCGCUGGAAAAAGAUAAGUUAUGCUUGAAGUGGGAAGCUCCUCUUAUGACUCUGUCAUCCCAUCUGAAAUAUGAAGUCGGCUGCCAAUUCAAAAACAGCAAAGCAUGGCUGGUGAUUUCCCCCAAGGGCUCAGCAACUGAUGCAUGUCUGGAAGCUCCCCCAAGUAUCAAGUACAAAGUGAAGGUUAGAACUAAACCAAAUGGAUCCAUUUAUUCUGGCCACUGGAGUGAAUGGUCAGAUGUUCUUACUGGGAAAACCCCUACUGACCUAGACACUUUGCUCAUGAUUUGUAUCCCUGCCACACUGCUCAUAACUACUGUUGUCCUCAUCUCUUUGGGAUUUACUUACUUCAGGAAACUCAAGCAAUGCUUUUGGCCCCCAGUGCCGAACCUUGAUAAAGUUCUUCAAGGCUUUCUUGCCGAAAUGAACUUGCAGAAAUGGGACCCUCCAGACACUGCAAAGCAAUACUGCGAGGAAGCCACUUCUUCUGUAGUCGAGGUCAUGUCCCAGGAUGAGGUCUCAGGUUUGGCUAAAGCAUGCGAGGAAUUUUCACAGCUUCUGUCGUCAGAGCAAGGCCACCAUACGGGAGACCAGCAAGAGGGAAAUCCUAGAACAGAACUGAAAUUGUUUCCAGACUAUGUGACUCUGAACAGAGAAAGUGUCACUAUUUGCUCAACGGGAAACAAGUAUGUCUGUGAGCAGCUUGGGGACAAGAUAAGAGAUCCAGGGGUACAGGGGGAGAUUCUUUCAAAAACACGUCACUGUUUCUGCACUGACGAUUCUGUGCAUAUCCCCGAUUGCUUCGACACCAAUCUCCUAAAUCAUUCCUACUUGCCACUUUCUGAGCCUGUAUUUGGAGUCCAUGAGAAGUACACUUGUCCAAGGGGGCCUGGAAAUCUUUAUACUAAUUUAACUUGCAGCUAAAUGUACCACCAUAAAAAGUGAGGCGUUUCACAGCUGGGGUAGUUUUAAUCUACAGCAGGUACAUGAAAUGACACAGAGCCUUUGAUAACCAUUUACCUUUUUAUCUUCUCGAAAUCCUAUGUAACAGUAUUUUGGUCACUUGUCUGACUCAAAUAGCUCUGGCUUUCCUGAGAAGGGAAUUCAACUCCAGCAAAAGUCCUGGUCAUUCUAAAGUUAUACAUUUUUGCUCACCGAUUAAGACAUUUUUUAGUCCAUUUAUGCACUUUCAGAAUAAACAGUUUAAAUAGUAAAUGGGGAGAGUACUUAUAUACUGGGCACAGUUAAUAAGCAGAUCACUUGAUCCAUUUAUUUAACAUCGCUAACCUCUGCAUGGGUGCUAAAAAGCUUUAUAGUGUUAAGAUUUUAUUCGAGUAGAGAAAUCUGAUCAGUCUGCUCCAAAAUCUGAGAAAUUUCUUAAAAGACAUUUCAUUAUGAGGCUCAUAGUCUCUGCCAUGUUAUUUGCAUGUGCUUUUGUGAAAAUUACCUGGAGUUCCUGGGAUGCGUUGUGUUAGACUGUGAGUACAGAGCCAAAUCGUGGCUGUCAGGACUUCAUAUCACUCUCACAGUUUGUAUCUCAGUUUAAGCAGAAACAUGAACGAUGAUGGCUCCCAUUUUGUAGGGUACUGUUCCUCCAUGGAGGGCAGAUGGCAAUCUAUGACCCCAGAUAUACACAUUUCAUUCCAACAGCAAGUGAAAACAAUUGCGUUUCAUGGUUGCUUCGUACCUGGACAGGUUGAUGGUGACUUGGAGUUUGAAAGUUGUGCUGGAUCAGUUUACCUCAACAGUUGCGUCGUUUGAAAGCCACUAGAGGGAGCAAGCUGAUUGCAAAGAAAGCUUUGGGGAUUAAUAUUACGUUUGUUUUUUUAUUAUAUUUAAAAUUGACAAUAUACCAAUAAUGUUUUGAGAGGUUGUAAUUACGCCUUUGCAUGUAUCAUAUUUUUUCAACAUAAAGGGGAAAACAUUGAGCUUUUAUUUUAUAUAUUUAUAUAUUGAAAGUGUGUUGUUUUAUUUAUACGUUAGUACCUUGUUUAACAUGACACUGUUGUUUGAUCAUUUGUAUAGUGUACUCAUGGAACUAUAUAUUUUAUUGUUUUAAUAUUUACAUUUAGACUAAACAUGAUCAUGGAUCAUUGAUUAUGACUGCAGAUGGUGUCUUAUAUCGGAUGCUUUUCUAUUACUUGGAUUGUUCAUUGCUUAUGUUUAUUUUAUUCAUAAAGAUCUUCUUCAUUAGGCAUGCAGUAAUACUUGUUGUCCCAUUGCUGUUACAUUGUUUAAAGCCGAAUUAUUUUUAUUAUUUAAGUUGUAAUUACACCUUUGCAUAUAUCAUAUUUUUCUAUAUAAAGGGGAAACCAUUCUGAGUUUUUAUUUUAUAUAUUGAAAGAGUGUUGUUUUAUUUAUAGAUUAGUACCUUGUUUAACACGACGCUGUUAUGUGAACAUUUGUAUGGUGUACUCAUGGAACUAUAGAUUUUAUUAUUAUAUUAUCUACUUUUUUUUUUUUUUUUUAACCAAACAUAGAUCUUUGAUUAUGACUGCAGAUGGUGUCUUAUAUCGGAUGCUUCUCUAUUACUUAGACUGUUCAUUGCUUAAAAUAUGUCUAUUUUAUUCAAAAAGAUU